Messenger RNA from Diaporthe batatas, 2991 nucleotides. RefSeq lists its product as uncharacterized. Gene Ontology annotation, molecular function: cysteine-type endopeptidase activity; cysteine-type deubiquitinase activity. Gene Ontology annotation, cellular component: cytosol; nucleus. Lineage: Eukaryota; Fungi; Ascomycota; Sordariomycetes; Diaporthales; Diaporthaceae. The record is from RefSeq and is a predicted model, not a curated record. The coding region runs from base 1 to 2991 and encodes 996 amino acids. The transcript has 5 exons. Gene Ontology annotation, biological process: protein deubiquitination.
AUGAGCAACGGUCAUCUGCCGGCUGGGUCGCCAGCCAUGCCCGGCGGGGGCCACGGCGCCCACGGGGCUCAGCCUGCAUACAACAUGGGAGGAAGCCCCGUCCCGAACGGCGGCCGAGCCCUGUACCCGUCGCAGUAUCCCCAGUCCCGGGGCCGCGGCAGGACACAGCAAUAUUCCCACCCUACUCAGCCUCAGAGCUUCUACACGCAGCAACAGGUCCAGGCCCAGGUCCAGGCCCAGGCCCAGACCGCCCAGUUCUCUCCCCACAUGUACGGCUCGUACCCUCAGCAAGGCUACAAUGGCAUGUAUGCCUACCCGAACCAGCAGCCGUAUGUGGGCUACCACUACAGCCAGAACGGAGUCAUGCCUGGGCCGUACGGCCAUCCGCAACACCAACAACACUACUAUGGCCAGCAGCAUAUGCCCAUGCAAUCAUGGUACCCCGGUGGCUCUAUGCCUCAUUACCAACUGCCUCAGUCUCCCUCGAUCAACACUCCCUACCCGCCGCCACCUCCGAUGGCCCCAGUCCAGUCUCCUGAUGCCGUCCCCAUCCCUCCCGUCGUCCCUCCUCCGCAGCCCACUCCGCCAGCCUUCAAUCCCGCCCCGCAGGCCGCCCCCGUGCCCGCUGCUCCAAUACCCACCGAGACACCCGUGAGCCAGUCGCCGUCGUCCGCACAGCCCGAUAAUGGAGAAGCAGCCUCCGAUCCCUACUACUUCUACCCGCAACCGUCAGAGCAUGCGCUCGCCUCGGCAGAGCCCGAACAAGGAGUGCCCAAGCCCGCUUAUCAAGAAGCACCAUCAAACACCGAUGCCCAGGUCACAUCCCAGCCAACGUCGCCGGUCUAUAGCCCAAUAGAGCCCCAGCCUGGGCGCACAUGGCAUCAAAUCCCCUGGUCUACCCAUCCCCUUAACGACUGGCCCAAGCGGAGCAAACCCAGAAGGAAGAAGAAGGCCUCGCAGGCUCUCACAACGGACAGCCCACAGGUUCCUCAGCCAGAAACCCUCGUGGGUUCGGGGGCAGUGGAAGCCGUGGAGGGCCGGGUUUCAUCCGAAAAGCCAGCGGUUGUCGACGAGCGAGACGACUCGAGCUUGGCGGAGACGAUGUCAUCAGCACUCAACCUAGCCACGGAUCCGUCAACGACCAGCACGCCAGAUCCUACGGCUCAGCGAUCCCCGCUCCAGAAGACGUCGUCUGUCUCGGCAUCCACACAGCCUUCCAAGACCACGACUCGUAGUGCCGUCCCAGCACUGCCGGUCCUUCCCGCCCUGCCUAAGGAUGGCGCCGUCGAUAGAAGCAAACCGGCAGCCGGCCAUGAAGAGACUGACAAACAAGGUGAUAGGCCCAAGAUCCAGAAUGAGACCCCUGAGGAGCCAAAGCCGGAGGAGAAACCCGCUGUGCCGGCUGUUGCAAAGUCCUGGGCUGCCAUAGCCAAGGGACGAUCAGUCUCGAAGCCAGCUGCGGGCCAGCCCGAGCUAAACGGCACAGCGACUGCCGACAACGCUUCAUCCGACAUCAUUGGCACGGCGGCAUCGACCAAGUCUAGCUCUGCUUCACUGGCUGAGGCUCUCAAGUCAUUCGAGGCAGGGAACAGCGGUCCGAUUCAUUUCAUCGAACCAAGUGGCCUGAAAAACACUGGCACGGAUUGCUACAUGAACUCGGUCCUACAACUCCUCCUCUUCUGCACACCAUUCUACAACUUUCUCGAUCAAGUUCGCAAAAAUGUCGUCCAUAGUUUUAAGUCGUCGUCGAAAACACCCUUGAUCGAUGCCAUGAUCGGAUUCAUCUCAGAUUUUCGGUCAAUCAAUGCUGCUGAUACCCCCGACCAAUUGCAAAGAAAGCUGAAACCCGAGGACCACCAUCUUCUGGGCAAGGCUUUCGCGCCGAACGGCGUCUAUAAGGUUGUCAGGGAGCUAGACCGCUUCAACACCGUGAAGCCGGGCUCUCAACAUGACGCUCCCGAGUUCCUCAUGCUACUGCUCAACGGGAUCGAAGAGGAGUGCGAAAGAAUGAUCAGAGACUCUGCGACUUUCGCGUCGAGCUCUGAUCAGGCCCCAUUCGAUCACCAUGAUGCCAACGGCGGCGCCGAUCCAUCGGACGACUGGACUGAGGUGGGACAACGCCAGCGCCUCGCCGUGAGCCAGAGAUCAGGCCCCGCCACGAUCCCGAAUCCCAUCAGCAAGAUCUUCUCCGGUCAACACCGAGAGGUGCUCCGACUCUCGCGCAAGGAGUCCGUCACAUACAAUGCGUAUCAGAAUCUCUCGCUUGCCAUUGAUGACCCAUCCAUCAAGACGGUCAUUGAUGCGCUGAGAUACUUCCAUCGAUCCGAGCCUAUCACGUCGAAGAACUCCCAAGGCAUUGAAGUCAACGGAACGAAGCAGACUCUGAUAGAAACUCUGCCGCCCAUCCUAAUCAUGCAUCUCAAACGCUUCUAUGUAAACGGAGGUGAAGCCGAAAAGACUUGGAAAGUGGUACGCUACCCAUUGGAAUUUGAGGUGCCGCAGGAAAUACUUUCGAGACAGACCCGCAACCGACUGCUGGCUGGGGGUCGCGACCUUCCCAGGUACAAGCUCACUGGCGUAGUCUAUCAUCAUGGUGCGAGUGUCACCAGUGGCCACUACACCGUUGAUGCUCUUCGCCAGGAUGGCCAGGAAUGGCUACGAUUCGACGACACGAUGAUUACUCGCAUCAGUGGUGAUGCUGUUGCAGAGGCAGGGGUCGAGGAAGCCAACCAAAAGGCUGCCGGUGCCACCAAGCACGAGAGGCCCAACGAUUCAAGCAGCAAUCGCUUCGCCGCCAUGGGUGAUGAAGAUAUUGCAGACAACGACGGCGACUGGAAGCAAGUCGGCCCUGGCGCAAAUGGCGCAAAGAAGCACAGCGGUGGCGUCAACGGGAGCUCAUCUGGCACUAGCACACCCAAGAGCAAGCUUAUCCGGGACCACAAGGACCACAACAAGGUUGCGUAUCUGCUGUUCUAUCAAUUAUGGAACUAA